Mercenaria mercenaria is the source of this 1659-nucleotide messenger RNA. RefSeq names its product monocarboxylate transporter 13-like. The record is from RefSeq and is a predicted model, not a curated record. The transcript has 4 exons. Lineage: Eukaryota; Metazoa; Mollusca; Bivalvia; Venerida; Veneridae. The coding region runs from base 232 to 1659 and encodes 475 amino acids. Gene Ontology annotation, biological process: transmembrane transport; monocarboxylic acid transport. Gene Ontology annotation, molecular function: monocarboxylic acid transmembrane transporter activity.
CAUGCUUCUAUGGAUGAUCUCCAUAUAACGAUAAAGAAAUUGAGUGCAUAUCGCGUUUUUACCAUUUAUAUAACAAUAAAAGCGUUAUUCAAAUAUAUGGAUAUACUAUUAGACAUUUGUUUUGUAUGGAUCAUCAGUUUUACAAUGCGUCGGAUGCAUCAUCUGGGCAAAAUGAAAUAAACAUAUAAAGAGAUCUGUUUACAAAUUUCUUAAAUAUUUUAUAACAGAACAAUGCUUCCCAUCAGAAAGGAUGGUGGUUGGGGCUGGAUGGUACUAUUAACUGUAUUAUGCUGCCAGACCAUUCUAGGAGGAAUUUGUUUUUCCAGUGGACUUUUCUAUAUAAUUUUCAUGGACGCUUUCAAUUCAGAUCCCGUGGAAACAUCUUGGCUGUGUUCCCUUCCAAUGUCAUUCUGGUAUUUUGCAUGCCCAUUUGGAAGUUUUCUCACUAACAAAUACGGCUGUCGAAAGAGCGCUUUCAUUGGUGGUGUUGUAACAACAGCUGGUCUAAGUCUGGGUUUCUUUGCGAGUAGUACCGUGUAUCUUUUCGUCUCGCAUGGCUUUCUCACAGGAUUCGGUCUUGGCAUAAACUACACAGCUUGCAUGACAGUCAUGAAUAAAUACUUUGACAGAUAUAAAACAAUAGCAACAGGAAUAUCAUCUAUAGGACAUAAUCUUGGUCUUGUAAUUUAUGCAAAAUUUAUAAACUAUUUAGACGAGACUUACGGAUGGAGAGGAAUGAUGUUGAUUCAAGGUGCAAUAGCUCUUAAUCUUUGCGCAUGCGCGUGUACACUGUUUCCACUGAAGUCGGCCGUAAAUUUAAAUACAGAAAAUUUUCAUGAGAAAUCUGAUAAAAAGAAAGGGUCAAUCAAUUUAUCAUUAUUUAAAAAAUUAGCUUUUGUUUCAUUCUGUGCCAGUAACAUUUUUACAAAUCUAAGUUUAGGUAUAUUCAUUUUGCAUUUGCCAUCAUAUUCAAAAGAAGUAGGAUAUACUGAAAGUAAUUUCGGAACUGUGCUAAUGGUGUUUGGAAUAACAACAAUCAUAGGUAAGGUAGUAUAUAGUUUACUAGGCCACCACCCUAGAACGGACGAAACUAGUCUAUAUACUGUAUCAUUAAUGGCAACAGGCGUUUUUAUAUGCCUUAUACCAGUGUUUCUGAGUAAGACAGGAAUGCUUACUUUGACUGGUCUUGUUGGAUUUUUCUACUCUGUAACUGGAGCAUUGCUUCAAGCAGUAAUCUACAGAAUUGUAGGAUUUGAAAGGUUUGCUGACGGCAUUGGUUUAUCACUUCCCUUCAAAGCAGCCGGAAACAUUAUUGGUGGACCACUCGCGGGAUUUUUAUUCGCUGUCACUGGGAAGUAUACUUUUUCUUUUUACCUGUCCGGCAUAUGUAUGAUCACAGCAUCUGUGUUAAUGUUACUACCAAUUAUAAGUCAUAGACGUCGUGAUAGACGACAAAAGAAAGCAAAUAUCUACACCGUCUGUGAAUUAAACGUACCAACUGAUGAUAAAAAGACAAAAGCUUUCAGCACGAUAAGUGUUCAGAAGUUAGAUGACUCAAAGAAUUUUGCUGCAAUGAAAAUGAGGAGUUUACAUGUUUCAAUUGAUGCUCAAGAGAGUGAAAGAAUGUUGCCAGAAAGUGAAAAUUCUGAUAAAGAUUAG